UGCAAGAUGGUGGAAUAUCACGGAUCUCAUGGAUAACGCGUUAAAAUUUGACGUUUAUGUCAUUUUUUCAAUGUUCUUGCUCAUUGCUUGACUUAAAUUUUUUGCUCACAAAAUGUUACUGUUAAUUUAAAUAUCAAGCAUUUUUUCCGAAAUGAGUUAACCAAAUAUUAUUGUGACCAUGAAUGAAGAAACAAGCAUUGAAGAUUCUUCGUAUUUAAGUUAUGAAGUAAAUGGUACUAGAUAUAUUUUGCAACCAAUAUCAGAUCCAACUCUUGACAUAGUGAAGUAUAUAUCAACUAACGAGGAGCAAAAUGCAAUUAAUAUUAUAGAUGAAACUCAAGCAGAGAAUGAAGAAGAAUCAGUUUCUUUAGUUUGCUUAGAUGGUAGAGUCUAUGCAUUUCAAAAUGGAGAAUUACAAGAAUUAGAUUUUAGUCAAAUUAUAGAUCAGAAUGAUCCACAAGAAAGGACAGUUCUAUUGUCCAAAGAAGUUGAUAAUUGUGAAACGCAGUAUAUUACUAACACAGAUUUAGUAAUUGGAAAUGUCGAUGAACAGUCCCAAGAACAAUUUGAAGUUAUCACAGAACAAAAUGAAAAGAAUUUUAUUGUGGAGAAGCCAAAUGUUAAUGCUAAUGAUUUUGUAGAAGUGGUAACAGCGUUUAAAUGCAAGAUAUGUACUUACACAACUCAAGAUAAAACGCAAUUAUUUCAGCACUUUCAAAAAACACAUGUGAAUCCAAAAGCAGAUAUGGAAAUAAAAGAAGAAUUCAAAAAUACAGAUGAAGUAAAGUUGUUAUACAUGUGUGGCGAAUGUUCUAAUUGUUUUCCUUCCAUAGAAGCUUGUAAAGAACAUAUGAUAAAUGACCAUCAGUUGACAGAUACAGGAUCUAAUAAAGGUGGCAAAGAAAACAUAACAGAUGAUUCAAAAGGUUCUGGUGUAUUGGAUGAGUGUAUGGGCGAGAGUGUUGAAAAUAAUGAUAUAAAACGUCAAGUUAAAAUUCAGAAGCCUAUAAGUUCUGAAUAUAUGCUCAAUAAAAAGAUGAUUGAAUUAAUGGAAAGAAACAUAAAGUGUUCAUAUAGAGGAUGUCCGUACAAAUUCUCCACGGAAGAAACAAUGCAGCAACAUGGGCUUUGUCAUAUAGAUUCGCAAAGUGGAAUCGCGUUUAAAUGUACUGUUUGUCGCGACAUGAAAUUCACCAAAUGGAGGCAGUGCAGCUUACAUUUAUGGAAAAAACAUCAAAUUGACAUAGGUCUGUUUACUUGUAAAAUAUGUAAAGCAUAUAAAAGUGCAACAAUGGUGAAACUUUUGACUCAUAUGCGAGUGCAUAGCGAGACCCGCGAGUAUGAAUGUUCCGAGUGCGGUAAAUGUUUCAAACAAGCCAGUCAACUACGUAAUCAUAGAGUGAUGCAUUUGGAUCGUAAAACAUUAGAAGUAACGCGUUGGUACACUUCAAAAAAAUGUGAUAUGUGUGGGAAGAUGUAUGCAAAUUCCAAAUGCUUGAAAAGUCACAUUCAAGCAGUACAUUCGAAACUACGGCCAUACGUUUGUAAUGUUUGUGGACAUUCUAGUGCUAGAAAAGCAAUGUUGCAAAUGCAUUUACGUCAGCAUACCGGUGAUAAACCUUUCAGUUGCGAGUUGUGCGAAUAUAAGACUGGUGAUCACAAUACAUUACGGCGUCAUAUUAUGCAACAUACAGGAUUUAGACCAUACAAAUGCCCGCAUUGUUCUUACACCGCAAUACAAAGUAGUAGUUACAAAAAUCACUUAAAAUCUAGGCAUCCUUUACUCUCGGGUUUGUUCACGUGUGAUUUGUGCCCUUUUAAAACUGUUAAAAAUGAAAGUUAUAUACAGCAUGUGAGAGAUCAUGAAAAAGGAUUGAUCAAAACGAAUAUGCAGAAAAAAGAUGGUGAAAAUGUUGAAGUUUUUCCUGGUAAUAUCGCAGCGGCGCAAUUGAUUUAUAGCUGCUUGGGUGCCUUCUCAAAAGUCGGAGAUACUUUAGAAGCAAACUUAAUGUCUUCCUCAACGUCUGCAGAUGGUACAUCACAAACGAUUACUAUACAAAUACCAUCUAAACACCUUGAAGGUUCACUGCCAACGAGAGAAAACGGAGCUAAAAAUAAUUCGUCGAUCGAACAAGAAGAUGAAGAAACGAUGCAUUGUUUUCUAAAAAUUCCAAGAGAAGAAGAAGAAAGUAUAGAUACUGGCGGUAUAACUAUACCCGCAGAACCGGAGGAAUCAGGUGCAACGACAAUUAAUGUUGAUACGUGAAAAUAUAAAAACUAGUGAUUCAAGAAAUGUGAGAAGCUCCUUUUUUUCAAGCAGCUGAUGUGGAACUUCCUUUAAAUUACACAUCAUAUCACAACUAACAGUCCUUGGGCAGUUCACCAUAGUAAGCCGUUAAAGCUAUUAACCUUCUGUCAAGAAAGUUCUGCUCCACUUCUAGACCACAACCUACACCGGCUAACAUGGCAAGCUGUAAUAUGUAUAUAUAUAUAUGUAUAUAAAAGUAUGAGGUAAAUAAUGUACAAUACAUUACAUACGUACGAAAUUCCAAAAUUAAGAUUUUCCGAAUUUUC
Colletes gigas is the source of this 2574-nucleotide messenger RNA. RefSeq names its product zinc finger protein 62-like. Bases 179 to 2266 code for a protein of 695 amino acids. Gene Ontology annotation, biological process: regulation of transcription by RNA polymerase II. The transcript is spliced from 9 exons. Lineage: Eukaryota; Metazoa; Arthropoda; Insecta; Hymenoptera; Colletidae. Gene Ontology annotation, cellular component: nucleus. The record is from RefSeq and is a predicted model, not a curated record. Gene Ontology annotation, molecular function: DNA-binding transcription factor activity, RNA polymerase II-specific; RNA polymerase II transcription regulatory region sequence-specific DNA binding.